This is a messenger RNA of Hypoxylon fragiforme, 2408 nucleotides long. Its product is annotated as calcineurin-like phosphoesterase. NCBI's taxonomy places the organism in Eukaryota, Fungi, Ascomycota, Sordariomycetes, Xylariales, Hypoxylaceae. The transcript has 3 exons. The coding region runs from base 292 to 1944 and encodes 550 amino acids. Gene Ontology annotation, cellular component: cytoplasm. Gene Ontology annotation, molecular function: phosphoprotein phosphatase activity. The record is from RefSeq and is a predicted model, not a curated record.
CCAAGUUCCAAGUUUCUUUUUGUAUUCUUGAUUCACUGAUCAAUGUUCUCUUAAGACAAAACAUCUAUGUACCUACUUCUAGGUAUUCAAACAAGAAACUGACAGGUUCAAUGUUUGCAAAAACUAAAGCUAUAACCAACUUUUAUUAAAUGCGCAUGGCUAAAGAUGAUUGGCCUUCAGUGCCCAUCAUUACUAACUAUAUCACUACAAUCCGUGCUGUGUUAAUAUAGUAUAUUUAUUUGAAGCUGGGCCAACUGCGACGUCUAGCCCGCUCAUUUCAUCUCAAACAUCAUGACACGACGGAUAGUGCGCACUAUAACCCAGCUUGCUGCUGCUGCGCUUUUCGCAUUCCUCAUCAUAUUCUUCCUCGAUCGAAAUUUCCGCCUCCUUCCCAAUGCUGUACACGAGUAUAUGCCCCAACACCAUCAUGGACUUGUCGUGACCGAUGUUACAAUUACCCAAUGCUCCAAAGUGAAUCUGUUUUCAUCCUGCAAGCUCGACCCUGACCUCUGGCAUCGCGUCGAAAAGAACCUCUACCUCGAUAAAUCCUGGGUCUCUAGUGCUUAUGUCCAUGUCCAAAGGAAGAAGGAGGAGGAGCUUACAGCUGACGACAAGGUCGUCGUAGGACUUACCGUUGGUCGACUGGAUCCUUCAAAUAGUGCCAAGGGCCAGGCCGAUGAGAGAUGGGAGUCCCGUCAGGCUGGGUUAUGGGUCUUGCGAUCGUCUAAGCCAACCGCGAGUGAUUCUAAGAAAGCUGUCACGGCUGUUGACGUCCUCUUUGGUGACGAUGCCGUCGAAGCUCGAGACGGAUGGGAGCUUCAGAAUACACCAUUACUACUUGAGACUGGUCCGGACAUACCUAGUGCCCACAUCACAGUUCGGCAGGGGGGCGACGUGGAGCCUAUAAAACCCCAGCCCCGGAUAAAUAACAAUGGAAAGUUUAAGAUAAUGCAGCUGGCAGAUCUGCACCUGAGCACGGGCGUGGGUCACUGUCGGGACGCCGUUCCCGACGAAUACGAAGGAGGGGCUUGUCUGGCAGAUCUACGAACGCUCGACUUCGUAUCAAAGUUAUUAGACGAGGAGAAACCCGAUCUAGUCGUUCUCAGCGGCGACCAGGUGAAUGGAGACACCGCACCCGAUGCUAAAUCAGCUAUCUUCAAAUACGCGCAUCUCCUUAUUAAACACAAGAUACCCUACGUGUCUAUAUUCGGUAACCAUGACGAUGAAAAAACGUUGUCGAGAGCAGGUCAGAUGGAAAUUAUUGAACAAUUACCGUAUUCUCUGUCGGUAGCUGGACCAGAUGAUAUCGACGGUGUUGGCAACUAUUAUAUCGAGGUCCUCGCACAAGGAAGUUCGAAACACUCUGCGCUCACGGUAUACUUACUCGACUCACAUGCGUAUUCUCCAGACGAGCGACAAUGGAGUGGGUAUGAUUGGAUCAAGAAGAACCAGAUCGACUGGUUUCGGCAGACUGCGGAGGGUUUGAAGAAGAAGCACAAGGAAUACACGCACAUCCAUAUGGAUCUGGCCUUCAUCCACAUCCCCCUUCCCGAAUAUAGGGAGAAGGAUUCCCAAUACGUAGGCGCAUGGAGGGAAGGUGUCACUGCACCUAAAUUUAACUCUGGAUUUCGCGAUGCUUUGGUUGAACAAGGUGUCGUUAUGGUUAGCUGCGGACAUGAUCAUGCCAAUGAGUAUUGUAUGCUUUCUGCCGACGAGAACACCAACAACCCUGAGCUGUGGAUGUGCUACGGCGGUGGUGCCGGGUUUGGAGGUUAUGGAGGCUAUGGUGAAUACGUCCGUCGGGUUCGGCUCUUUGACAUCGACAUGAAUGAGGCCCGAAUCACGACAUACAAACGAAUGGAAUAUGGCGAUACAGCAGGUCAUAUCGACCAACAAAUUAUUGUUGACGGAGGGAAUGUCAUACCCCCUAGAGCAAAGAGGUGAACAAUGGGCAACAAGCUUAAAACUGACGAAGAUGGGCCUCUGCCAAGAGUGAAUAUGGCUGCGGCUUGAUCACUUGAAGAGCUCUAUGCACUACUCAUGGAAAGGACAUAUUGGAUCCUCGCCGAUUUUACCCUUUUUGAGUACCUUGGAUUGGGGUCGUGUUACAUCGCGUUACGCGGCAACUUGGACCCGAGCACUGGAGAUGAGUCAGUUAGUAGAUAAAUUCAAUCAGAAGGAAUAAUCGUAAAAUCAAAAUAACGGGCUCACAAGCGCGUUAUAAAGCGACGAUAGAAUUGGAAGGCUGGAGGCAAGCUGUGGCGUCUAACACACAGGCGUGUGCCCGUGUCCUGAGUAUUAAAAGACCGAGUUAAAAGAGCGUAUACGGGGUAUAUAUAGAUAGCGGAUGGUAAGAUACUCACUAUCAGAUACCGAAUGUUAUGCUAGACGAAUGAAGCUAUUAUGAA